Molecule: messenger RNA, 911 nt
Organism: Anastrepha ludens (Mexican fruit fly)
Lineage: Eukaryota; Metazoa; Arthropoda; Insecta; Diptera; Tephritidae
Product: coiled-coil domain-containing protein 34-like
Exons: 3
Coding region: 6-896 (296 amino acids)
Source: RefSeq, a predicted model, not a curated record
UUAUCAUGGCCUUCUACACCACUCGCGUAGACGAUAAUGGCAAUGAAAUUGAACGCCGCCAUUCGGCGCGUAGCUUAGCAAUUUCAUUAAGCGCCAGCACUACAAGUACUAAUACCUCUCGUAUUAACCUGAGCUCACGAAGUUGUGAAACAAACGGAAGCGUAAGGUAUAUCAAUCCUGCUGCUUUCAUUGAGAAAACACCUGAUCAAAGCGAGACAAGUAGUAUGAAUGAGGAGAAUAAAACGCAACCACCAUCGGAGAAUCAAAGCGACAUUGUUCCACCUUUAGAUUUACAAUCGGAAGAUAACUACCCUACUACACGUGAUUACACCUUUUCGUAUCGUAAACACUGCGAGGCGUCUAAAAUUGUUUUGAAACCUGACUUGGCUUAUGAGACUUGGUUAUCUGCCAAAAGAAAACUUUUAUCUGAUGAAGCUGCGCGUCGGCGGAAGUCUGAAGAACAGAAGCGUAAGGAACAAGAAACCAGAAAGCGUCUUGCAGAAGAAAAGUUUCAACAAUGGUUGAAAACGAAAUCACGUCAAACUGUCUCGCGCGAGAAAAUUAAACUCCAAAUCGAUCAGGAAGAAAAACCACCCAAGACCCAAAUUAGGGAAGAAGAGGUGCAGGCUAAGCUAGAAGCUUGGGAGCAGGCUAAGCAGCUGGAGGAGGAGUGCCGUCGUGCUCUGAAGAGGCAAGAAGAUGAACGUCGUCGUCUUAUGGAAGAACAGCGGCGGCAAAUGGCCGCCGAGGCCUGGAAAAAAUGGCUUGCUGAGGUAGAUAAAAAACCACGACCGGUUCCAUUGAACCGGGGAAUAUUCACAUUGCGUGGUACUAUUUCCGACAUUUUUGUUAAUCCGAACGAGUGGCGAAGCACAAUCCCAAUAGACCAAGACUGAUAUACUGCAUUUAAA